UGGCGCGUAAUCGAAUUUGUUUGCAAUGCGGAAGAAUGGAAACUGUGGUCAACAAAUAAAUUCCGAAAGAAAUUUAUUUUUCAAAAUUUUUAAUUGGAUCGCUUUGUAGCUGGACAUGAGUUGUCGAAAUUGUUCAGUGAUAGAGACGAUAAUGUUGCUAUUAAUACUUGUGGAUCCAGUUUCAUCAGUAAAUCGCGUAAAAAGACUGUCAACGCCCGACUUUGACAAGAAUCAAACGCUCCAGAUGGCCAAAUAUGUGAUAUCAAUACGCUCAAGGACACCAAUUAAAUAUUAUGGGGACAAUCAUUACUGUGGUGGUGCGAUAAUAGCGCCCAGAUUCGUCUUGACAGCCGCACAUUGUGUGAUGGAUAUGAGCAAAUUUAAGUAUCCUAGCCGUAUGAUCAUGGUGGUGGCGGGCACACCAAACAGACUAAAAUUCAUCGAUAAUAAGUCGGUCAACAUGCCAGUCAAAGAGAUUUAUGUCCCAAUCAAUUUUACCAGCAAGAACACGAAUAAUAUUGCUGUACUGGAAUUAAAGAACGAAUGGCCCAAAGACAAUCCAGGUGUUGCCAUUAUAUCUAUGCCCAAAACGGAUCCCAUGGUUAAUCAGAGCUAUUACGUAUUGGGUUGGGGUCGAAUGUUUCAGGGUGGACCAUUUGCAACGGUCAUUUUGCACAUCAAUGUGACCGUAUUGGAUGUGGACACCUGCAAAUCCAUGCUUAGAACCUUCAAGGAGGAAAUGCUGUGUGCCAUGAAUGAGAAUAGCAUAUUACCGCAGAGUCCCUGUGAGGGUGACAUAGGCGCGCCACUAAUACGAAAUAAUAUCGUGUAUGGAAUCGCUAGCUAUCGUUUGGGCUGCGACAGACCCAACCUACCAUCGGUCUACACGAAUGUCUUUUAUCAUAGAACCUGGAUCGACAGUAUAAUAAAUGCCGCUGCAUGUCACUUCAUUCAAGAGAUCGUCUUGCUUUCACUGGCAGUGGUCACAAAAAAAUAAAACAAAAUAAAAAAGAUCGUCUGACUCAAGCACCACACAACACCCACGCACGCAGUCGUAUCGUAUGCACUCGCUGCGACGGAAUAUGUCAGCGGGUAACGCUUGCAGCUCGAUCACCACUCGCUGAACACAGAUAAAUGCUAAAUCAGAGCUGUUCUGUUGUAUGUAAGGUGCUGCUGGUGCUGCUCCUGCUCUUUCCACGAUUUGACACGAUUCGGCGCGCCGAAAAUACAAUUUUAAAGCGAUCAAAACGCCUAACCUCACCCAAUUUAGACAGCGACACAAAAAUCGCUGCUAAAUAUGUGGUCUCCAUACGCUCGAAUAUGCCACAGAUCCGAUUUGGUGACAAUCAUUAUUGCAUUGGCAGUAUAGUAGCGCCAACGUUCGUACUAACAGCUGCCAUGUGCACAAUGAGCUCUUUUAUGGUGCCGCACGAGACUCGAUCCAUUGUCGUUAUAGGCGGUACACCAAAUCGACUAAUCCAUAUCGAAAAUACAGUCGAGAGACGAGUUAAGAAAGUCUUGGUGUCAAAAAAUUUUACAAAAAAUUUCAGAAACAAUAUUGCGCUGUUGAAGCUGAACAAAUCAUGGCCGACUAACAAUCCCAACAUCGCGAUCGUCAAAAUGCCCACGGAAGCUGUCAAUUAUGACAUGGAAUAUAUGGUCUUGGGCUGGGGACGUAUGUUCAAGGGUGGUCCACUCUCUGGUAAUUUGGUGCAUAUACGUGUAUCGCUACUGGCGCAUGAAUUAUGUGA
This is a messenger RNA of Drosophila hydei, 1751 nucleotides long. Its product is annotated as trypsin I-P1. Bases 116 to 997 code for a protein of 293 amino acids. The record is from RefSeq and is a predicted model, not a curated record. The transcript has 6 exons. Gene Ontology annotation, biological process: proteolysis. NCBI's taxonomy places the organism in Eukaryota, Metazoa, Arthropoda, Insecta, Diptera, Drosophilidae. Gene Ontology annotation, molecular function: serine-type endopeptidase activity.